Messenger RNA from Eruca vesicaria subsp. sativa (arugula), 687 nucleotides. The record is from the annotation of a GenBank genome assembly. NCBI's taxonomy places the organism in Eukaryota, Viridiplantae, Streptophyta, Magnoliopsida, Brassicales, Brassicaceae.
AUGAGAAGGCAAGAUGGAAAGUCUGGGAUCUGUAGGGAAGUUUUGGAAACUGAAUCGCGACAGGAGUUGCAAGGGGAUUCUCGAAUAUUAAAGCAGAUCCGACAAGGAAUAAAGGGGAAAUCAUCAAAAUCUGAAGAGAUGGAAACCGAAGAUUUUGAGAAGAAGCAGGAGUUUCUGGAUGAUGAUGCGGAUCGGUACAAUGAUAGAGCUCGAAGUUACAAGGGAGUGGUGUUGAAUGGCAAUGGUGGUCAACAAGAGAGGGGACGGGAGAAGCGGGAGUAUCAAGGAAAGGCGGUCACUGUGGGGAAGAGGAAGGUUCUCGUUACCGGAGCUCCAGAAGGGAUAACUAUUGUGCUCACCAUCAAGAGGAGAGAGCAAGAACUUCUGGGGAUUCCAGAGGAGGGGCACACAGCUUAUCCAGUGCUUCCUUCUCCAGCUUUCCUAGCUGAUUUGCAGAAAACACAGGAAGAGAUUCCUAAGGUGAAAUUAGGUAUUAUGAGUAAGGAUAUGGAUGGAGAUUCGGCAUUAAUGCUACCUGAGGCCCAUCAAUAUGUAGCUGAUGGUUCUGGGUUGGAGAUGGAAUUGACUGAAGAUUGCAUUGUAUCGGAUGGAGAAGUGGAAAUGGAUAUUAAGAUGCAAGAGUCUGGUGAGGCUGAUGAUCUUGGAAUGGAAAAUUCUCAGGCAUAG